AUGAACGCGGCGGCGGCGACCGCAGGCACCGCGAGGCCCCUCGUGACCGCGACCGCGACCGCGAACGCUAUGAAUCACGCCGCCAUUCGGAGCGCGACCGAGACCCGCGCGAAAGAGAUCACGGCCGCGAACGCUACGGCCGCGGCGGUGGAGGCGCAGGUAGUGGAGGCGCAGGCGCGGGUGGCGGUACUGGUCGCGAGGAUUACGAAGAAUAUGCACGGCGUCACCGCGAUGACGAUCGCCGCCGCGAACGCCGCGGAGGAGGGGGAGACGACGACCACUCACACCGUAGGCCACCGCGUGAUGACGACCAGGAGGUCCCCGACGCCAUCGGACGCAACGCCGCUGUCGCAGCGAAAGAGGAAGGCCAGUGGUUGGGAUGUACACGCCCCUGGCUACGAGCAGUAUACUGCCAUGCAAGCUAAACAGACAGGACUAUUCAACUUGCCUGGAGCGAACCGAACGCAGAUUCCACCCAUCCUCGCCAUCCCUGGCCUGCCUCCCCCCAUGCCUGUCAACACAUUCGGCAUGGGAACCGGGGUCAAUCCUAACCUGUCGAGACAGUCUCGCCGUUUGUACAUCGGGAGCAUCACGCCCGAUAUCAACGAGCAAAACUUGACAGACUUCUUCAACUCCAAAAUGAAGGAGAUGAACCUGGGGACCGGCGCGCCGGGCAACCCGGUCUUGGCUGUUCAGUGCAAUUAUGAGAAGAAUUAUGCAUUUGUCGAGUUCCGCAGCGCAGAAGACGCCACUGCGGCGAUGGCCUUUGACGGUAUCAUCUUCUUGAACGGCCCGCUGAAGAUUCGUCGACCGAAGGACUACGGCGGUCCUGAUAUGUUGGCCAACAUGCACGUCCCAGGUGUGGUGUCCACGAACGUUCCCGACUCCGCAAACAAAAUCUUCGUCGGCGGGUUGCCGACCUAUCUCAACGAGGAGCAGGUGAUGGAAUUGCUCAGCAGCUUCGGCGAGCUGAAGGCGUUCAACCUGGUGAGAGAAAACGGGAAUGGGCCGUCGAAGGGCUUCGCGUUCUUCGAGUACGUCGACCCUAGUGUGACGGACGUGGCGAUUCCAUCCCUGAGCGGGAUGGAACUCGGGGACAAAUACCUUGUCGUCCAGCGUGCCUCGGUCGGCGCGAAGCCGGGACAGUCGCCGAUCCCUGGCAUGGGCAUGUUCGACAUGGCGCCUGAGAUCCCCAAGCCGAUCAUGCCCGUAGGGGAGCGCGACCUUGAGGCCAUGCAGGACCGGAUCCUGCUGAUGCUGAACAUGGUCGUACCUGAGGAGCUCUCGGACGACCAGGAGUACGGGGACCUCUACGAGGAUGUGAAAGAGGAGUGCGAGAAGUACGGCACAGUCGAGGACCUCCGUAUCCCGCGCCCGGUGAAGAAGGACAAGGCGAAGUGGGGCGAGGGCCGCGAGAGCGCAAUCGCUGCGCAGCGUGCGGACGAGGCGGCGGGCGUCGGACGCGUCUACGUCAAGUUCCACGACCCGCGUGCGGCCGCGAACGCGCUGAAGGCGCUCGCUGGGCGCAGCUUCGCCGGCAGGAGCAUCAUUGCGACGCUCCUCACGGACGACGCGAACACGACCCCGCCGCUCAAUCUCAUCUUCGCCCCCCAGCCGGACGCCCCUCCGCCCCUCCCGCAGGAUUGA
Messenger RNA from Trametes versicolor FP-101664 SS1, 1647 nucleotides. RefSeq lists its product as uncharacterized. Gene Ontology annotation, molecular function: poly-pyrimidine tract binding; pre-mRNA 3'-splice site binding. The coding region runs from base 1 to 1647 and encodes 548 amino acids. Gene Ontology annotation, biological process: mRNA processing. The record is from RefSeq and is a predicted model, not a curated record. Gene Ontology annotation, cellular component: U2AF complex; nuclear speck; U2-type prespliceosome. NCBI's taxonomy places the organism in Eukaryota, Fungi, Basidiomycota, Agaricomycetes, Polyporales, Polyporaceae. The transcript is spliced from 5 exons.